Molecule: messenger RNA, 430 nt
Organism: Mucor mucedo
Lineage: Eukaryota; Fungi; Mucoromycota; Mucoromycetes; Mucorales; Mucoraceae
Exons: 2
Coding region: 19-204 (61 amino acids)
Molecular function (GO): nucleic acid binding; zinc ion binding
Source: RefSeq, a predicted model, not a curated record
CAACCCUUCAACUUAAAAAUGCCCUUCAUCAGAUUAUUAACUUCAAUUGCUACAUCAACAAGUCAAAGCAAUACUAAUUGUUCUCAUCUGGAGCUUCCUGUCAAUAGCAUGUUUACACCAAAGCCAUUAGAUUUAUCGCAAGGACAAUGUUCAUGGUGUGGUAAAUACGGACAUGGUCGCGGUGGGUGUCCCUACUUGAAGUAAAUCCCAAAGAAUUUACAUACUAUGCAUCGUAGCCGCGGAAAAAACAAAAAUCCCAAAGAAAAAAAAAAAAAAGAGCCCUAGCUACAAGAUUAUCUUCCAAAAAAAAAAAAGUUUCUUCCUUUCCAUGUACAACCUUUCUCCAAACCCAAUUUGUAUCUAUAUUAUCAUUAUUGCAUCUUUUUAUAUUUAUCAAAUAAAUUAUAAAUCAUCUUCUCACUAUAUAAAA